CUUAGACCCUUCUCAAUCUUCGACAAAUCUCAUGAGAUCCCGACCUACACCCUCAAGAUGAGCUCUGUCAAUUUGCACGGGAGAUACAUUCCCAUCCCCACUCAAUUCCAAGUCUAUCAGUCUUAUACGGUAGAUCCACAAUGGCAAAUCACAUUCACCAUCAUAUGGACUUCCAUCCUAGUCUUUACAACCCUCCUCUCCCUCCCUUAUGCCUUCCGAGCCGUCGGUACCGGACGUUGGUGGCAAGCAUGGUCUAUCACUGAAUCUGAUACCCCUUCUCGAUCGUCUGUAGUAGAAGAACACGUCGAACCCGCUCCAAUACCCGAAACCAACUUCUUCUCACGUAGCUUAAAUGCCGGAUAUGCUGUAUGGCAAAGUGCGGCUUUGUUCACACCGCCUCUACCUAGCUUGAGAGUUUGGAAAUACCAAGUGGCGGAUUGUUGUCGACGAGCAUACUUUUCGUUAUCCUUUUCUCAGAUUUUCAUCGUUUUGGCCUACACGGGUAUAGUCAUUGCUUGUAUUGUAAAAGGGGUCGAUCUUACUUCAAAUUCCAACCGUGCUGGCUUCGUGGGACUCGCCACUUUACCCGUCAUUUUGACAUUGUCGCUCAAAUCACCCCUUCCAGUACCUGUCUUCCUCCCCACACUAUCCUACGAGCAUUACAACUUUCUCCAUCGAUGGGCUGGCCGAGUUCUCUUCCUUGCAGUCACCAUUCAUGGUUCUUUAUGGAUCAAUCAAUUCAUAUACUACAAAGAGUACGAUGAACUUUCCGCCGACAAGACUAUCAGAGGUCUAUUGGCGUACGGUUUAUUGGGUGGAAUUGUCAUCACGUCUCUCAAACCUGUCAGACGAUUAUGCUAUCAGGUUUUCUGGAUCGCUCACAUCUCUCUCUUUGUGGGAUUCUUCGCUGCUAUCUGCUACCACACGCCAUAUGCCAUUCCAUGGGUCACGGCAUGUGCGGGUAUAUACGCCUACGACCUUGUGGUCCGCAUGAUUAGAUUCAGGAUCAAAGACGCUAUUCUUGUUCCUGUUGAUAAUACACUGACAAUGGUACAUAUCCCAGAUUGUAACUCCGGGUGGCUACCCACACAACAUGUCAACCUACGUAUCCUCCGUGGAACAGGAUUAUUCGAGUCUCACCCAUUCACAAUCACCAAUGCACCAUCCUCUUCUUCUCGAGGGAUCACUCUUUACGCCAAGGUGGCAGGAGAUUGGACCCGACGGGUACACAAUAUGGCCAGAGAGGUGGUGUUGGAAACUGGGGUGGACGUGGAGGAAACAGAAGCUUUCCUCGCUCGUGACAAAGAAAGUCAAGAUGUGUUGGUUAAUCAUCCCGGUAAACGUGUAUUGUGCAUGCUUGAUGGACCUUAUGGGGGUUUAAAGUUAGAUCUCGGAGCUGUUGAGAGUGUCUUGCUCGUUGGUGGUGGAUCGGGUAUCACUUUUGUCCUCGGUAGCAUCGAAGAAGCUCUAUCAGCGAGGAAAGCAGGUGGGAGAACACGAAAUGUAGAUGUGGCAUGGGUCGUCAGAGAUUUAUCAACCAUACAUGCUCUCGCACCUACUUUAUCACAUUUACGAAAAAGAGCAGAGAUAAUAGGUUUGAGAAUACAAUAUCAAUUAUAUCUCACCGACCCGCCUUCCCCUUUACCACCCAUAUUAGAUUCAUUACGGGAUUGCUCCACCAUAUCACCAUAUCGACCAGAAGUAGCUCAAUUAGUUCGUGCUGCUUUACCUCUUCCAAAUGCCAAAGACGUAGAAGCAGCGUCUGAGAAACAUGGAGGAGGUUUAGCAGUGGUCGCUUGUGGUCCGGAAGGGUUGGUGAUGGAGGGUAAGAAUGCCGUGGCGGGUUUAGGAAUAGGGGAAAGGGUUGCAUGUGGUGGUGUUCAUUUUCAUGCGGAGACUUAUGCUUUGUAAAUGUUGUACAGUAUUAUCAUGAGUAUGGGAGAAUGCAUUGGUGGGAUUAUUCG
This is a messenger RNA of Tremella mesenterica DSM 1558, 1964 nucleotides long. RefSeq lists its product as uncharacterized. The record is from RefSeq and is a predicted model, not a curated record. The transcript is spliced from 7 exons. Gene Ontology annotation, molecular function: ferric-chelate reductase activity. Gene Ontology annotation, cellular component: plasma membrane. NCBI's taxonomy places the organism in Eukaryota, Fungi, Basidiomycota, Tremellomycetes, Tremellales, Tremellaceae. Gene Ontology annotation, biological process: iron ion transport; copper ion import; intracellular iron ion homeostasis. The coding region runs from base 58 to 1911 and encodes 617 amino acids.